This is a messenger RNA of Apis florea (little honeybee), 1419 nucleotides long. RefSeq names its product WD repeat domain phosphoinositide-interacting protein 3. The record is from RefSeq and is a predicted model, not a curated record. NCBI's taxonomy places the organism in Eukaryota, Metazoa, Arthropoda, Insecta, Hymenoptera, Apidae. Gene Ontology annotation, molecular function: protein binding.
AUACGCAUGCGUAGAAACUCUAUGAUGGUGACGGAACUUCGUAGUUACAAAAAGUAUCUCAUGUGCUUGCCGGCGAAGAUGUGAUAGAAUUCCGCGACUAAAUGAUCAUAUGAGCGAAUGUUGCGAUUAAAGAAGUGAUUUACGAUGAACCUAACUACAGGGAAUCCUCACGGUAACGGCUUGCUUUAUGCUGGUUUCAAUCAGGAUCAAGGAUGUUUCGUUUGUGGUAUGGAAAAUGGUUUCAGAGUAUAUAAUUGUGAUCCUUUAAAGGAAAAGGUACGUCAUUUCAGUGAUGGAGGUCUUGGUUAUGUGGAAAUGCUGUUUAGGUGUAAUUAUUUAGCAUUAGUUGGUAGUGGAGCAAAACCCAUGUAUCCAACAAAUAAAGUUAUGAUAUGGGAUGACCUUAAAAAAAGAUCAGCAAUUACUUUAGAAUUCAAUGCUCCUGUAAAAGGUGUUAAAUUAAGGAGAGAUAGGAUAGUAGUAAUUUUAGAAGGAGUUAUAAAAGUUUAUACAUUUACAAGAAAUCCACAACAACUUCAUGUGUUUGAGACUAAUCCAAAUCCCAGAGGUCUGUGUGUUCUAUGUCCAAAUAGUAGUAAUUCCUUGCUUGCUUUUCCUGGUAGAAAGAAUGGACAUGUUCAAGUAAUUGAUUUGGCUAAUACAGAAAAACAACCAUUAAAUAUUGAAGCGCAUGAAACACCUUUAUCAUGUAUUGCUUUAAACUUACAAGGUACUAGACUAGCUACAGCUUCAGAAAAGGGCACUUUGAUAAGGGUAUUUGAAACACAAACUGGAAGUAUGAUUAAUGAAUUAAGAAGGGGAGCUAAUCAUGCAAACAUUUAUUGCAUUAAUUUUAAUCAUGAUUCCACUUGGUUAUGUGUGGCAAGUGAUCAUGGAACUGUACAUGUUUUUGCUGUAGAAGAUCAAAAAUUAAAUCGUCAAUCUAGUUUAGCAUCUGCCACUUUCCUGCCAAAAUACUUUAGUUCAAGCUGGAGCUUUUGUAAAUUUCAAGUUCCGGGUGGUCCACAAUGUAUGUGUGCAUUCGGAACUGAUAAUAAUAGUAUUAUAGUAAUAUGUGCAGAUGGUAGUUAUUAUAAAUUCGUGUUUAACAAUAAAGGCGAAUGUACGAAAGAAUUUUAUGCACAGUUCCUCGAAUUAACGGACGAUAAAAUGUGAUUGGAAAAUAAAGAAGAGUGUCCUUUGGAUGAGUUCACAUGAAAUAAAUUAUAUGGGAAGUGAGUACUGUGUUUGUUAUUUGAAGUCAUAUAUGUAGAGGACCAAAUGGAAAGUACUAUUAUUUGUUGGUGUUAUGUGCACUGUGCAAAACUUUGAUCAUAACAAAAAAAAACUUUAAGAACUCUAGAGGCCUAUUAUUGAGAUGUCUACUUAUGGAACUAUAAGUUCUUAAAUGUUAACAAA